AAUAUUUUUUUUAUUGUGUAUUGAAUAGUGUUUUAUUUUAUUAAAAAAAAUGGUGAAUAAAGUGUAUAAAGUUAGUUCGGCAAAGGAAGAGAAAAUGGGAAACAAACACAAUCAGAUUUUAAUGUCUAUUGUUGUCUGCAUGCCGAUCCUCGCGUACGGCACCGCCAUGGGCUGGAUAUCCCCCAACAAGGCCCUUCUCAUGGGGGACUCCUCCCCCUCCAACUCUCCCCUUUCGGAGGAGGAUGUAUCCUGGAUGGCCUCCAUCAUGUUCAUCUUCGCCCCUAUCGCGGUCUUUGUGUAUGGGGUAGCUGCUGAUAAGUUUGGGCGGAAGAAUGCGUUGUUGUGUGCAUCUUUACCUAUUUCGUUGGGCUGGGCAGUGAAACUGAUGUGCGCGCAUCCAAUAGCGCUGAUCGGAGCGCGAGCCCUCAUCGGCUUCGGCUCGGGCGGAGGCUUCGUGGUCUGCCCCCUCUACGUGAAGGAAAUUAGUGAAGACAGCAUCAGAGGCAUGACUGGGACCUUCGUUAUAUUCUCACAGACUGUUGGAAACUUACUCGUGUUCAUUCUUGGAGAUCUUCUCCCAUUCAACACCGUUUUAUGGAUUCUGCUAGCGAUCCCCCUGAUCCACUUCUGUUUCCUUCUGCGGUUGCCUGAGACACCUUCCUACCUCGUCAAGUGUGGGAAAAAUGAGGAAACCGCAAAGGUUUUAGCUUGGCUCCGGUCCUUACCAGUUGACGAUAAGUCCAUUACGGAGGAGGUGGACAGACUGAUCAUUGAGCAGACAACAUGCGAACCUAAGUUCUCACCUAGGUUACUCUUCUCCGACAAAACAGCAGUGAAAGCUUUCUGGGUGGCUCUCAUAGUGAACCUGACGAGGGAGUUCUGUGGCUGCAUCGCUGUUCUGGUCUACGCCAGCCACAUCUUCGCAGAGGCCGGCAAAGACCCUGGGACCAGCAUCGCGCUGUCUCCAAACAAGCAAUCAAUUUUGCUAGCUGCAGUUCAAAUCAUAGGAUCGUUUUUAGCGUGUCAACUUGUUGACAGAGCUGGUAGAAAGCCUCUCCUAGCUGUCACAAGCGUGGUAGCCGGCUUCAGCAUGUGCCUCCUCGGCGUGUGGUUCUACCUUCAAAGCAUUGGUGUCUUCAUGCCCGGCUGGGUGCCCAUCGUGGCUCUCUGCGUGUGUAUUUUUGCGGACGCCUCGGGUUUACAACCUCUGCCCUUCGUUAUAAUGACUGAGAUGUUUAACUUCCAGCUUCGAGGCACCGUAGCGACUCUCAUCAUGGCCAUCUCCCUAGGCACAGACUUUGCGCUACUAAAGCUCUUCGCACCUCUCAACACCUGGAUAGGUUACCAUUUCACAUUCUGGAUAUUCAGUUUUAUCUGCCUGUCAAACGUUUUUUACCUAAUCUUCUGCGUACCAGAAACGAAAAUGCGGAGUCUCGAAGAUAUUUACGCAGACUUAGAAGGGAAAAAGAAAAAGAAUAAAACAGAUGACGUAGAAGUUGUUGAAACGAACCACGUUUAAUGUUCCUAUAAAGUAUAUUUUUUGAGUUGGUCAUGAUUUUUCGACGCCAUCUUGGCAAGCGUUGCCGAACUUUGACAAGAUUUAAAAUGGCGCCUUGUAGGUAUAAGUUGCAGGUUAUUUUUAUGUUUUGAUAUUUAAUUAUUUACUUGAAUAUUUAGAAUAAGUGUAAAUGUAAUUUAGUUGAGAUGCGGUUUGUUGUUUCAUAGGUUGUUCGUUGAUAUAAUUUUGUAGUUUUCUACGAGAUUUCAGUAUUACUCAUUGGUUGUCGAAGCACCUAACACUUACCGCAUCUAGUAGGUAGUUAUUAAACUACAUUGAAUUGUGGUUCCUUAACUUUUAAGAGCAAUGACUGAGCAAUUCGUGGUUGCUCGCUAAGAUUCGAGCAGCCCUUAUGGCUCCUCACUGACUUCAAAUGACUGUGAAAUUUUUUCAAGAUACAAAAUCUAAUAUAUAAAAUUCCCGUGUCACGAUGUUAGUUACCAUACUCAGAAAC
Trichoplusia ni (cabbage looper) is the source of this 2012-nucleotide messenger RNA. RefSeq names its product facilitated trehalose transporter Tret1-like. Bases 50 to 1519 code for a protein of 489 amino acids. The transcript has 8 exons. Gene Ontology annotation, biological process: transmembrane transport. The record is from RefSeq and is a predicted model, not a curated record. Gene Ontology annotation, cellular component: membrane. NCBI's taxonomy places the organism in Eukaryota, Metazoa, Arthropoda, Insecta, Lepidoptera, Noctuidae. Gene Ontology annotation, molecular function: transmembrane transporter activity.